AUGUGCGAUCCAACAUCUUCCACUGCUACAUUUGAGAGGAAGUUGACGAAUGAGGCUUCGCUGUGUCGUAGUGAGGAAAGAGAAUCACGUCACAUUGGUGCAGUCAGCAGUGCGAAUGGAGAAGUGAUUGGAACAUUAACAAAUAUUGGGGAAAAACUAGCUGCAUUGGAGCAAGAAAUGCAAUUACGAAAAAACGAUAUAUCACGUAUUUUGCAUAAAGUGGAGCAUAUUGAGGAAUUGACUUUAGAGAUCCUUCGUCGAAUUCCACUUACACAAGCAACAGGUAAUUUUAUGUAA
Strongylus vulgaris is the source of this 297-nucleotide messenger RNA. Lineage: Eukaryota; Metazoa; Nematoda; Chromadorea; Rhabditida; Strongylidae. The record is from the annotation of a GenBank genome assembly.